GUCCUUGGGUGGGGGGGAAAAAAAGGGGAGUUGAACAAGAGAAAAGCUACUACAGAGAGGCCAAAACUUUGAUCCCAUUGAUGUGUUGCAGGAGGCUGUGCAGCUGAAACCCAAACCCAGUAACAUGUCAGACUUUGUGAACUAUUCUAAGCAUCAGUUGCUGACGCCAAGAUGAGGGGUGGGGGUUUCUGGGGGGGCACAUAUGCGCCUCCAUAAGAACUCCCAAUAGGAACUGACGGCCACUACGGGCACCAUCUGACAUGCAGUGCCUUAAUGUUGGGCAAUAAAGCUGUUUAUAGAACCCAUAUCACAGUUCACAGUCCCACACGUUGGAGAGCGCGGCGAGAUCCAUUUGUGGAUGUGCGUUUUUUUAACGCCGCAGAGGGUUGUGAUGUAAAAACGUGUAGUCCAGUGUUUGGUCAGCGAGUGAGGGUUGGUGUGAAGGUAGAUCGCUAGGAGCUGUAGUGACCUUGGGACUGCUUGCUGAGGGCAGGACAAAAUUCCUGAAGGGACACAUGGUCUAGAGUGACAAGGCCAUCUGCUGUAGCGCCAGCAGUAGGAGGAAGGUGGAGGGGGACGGACACUGGGGGUCGGGGGGUGGGGGUGUGCUGAGAAUUCCUUUCGCUGGGGUGUGGAGGGAGUAGAUAUUCUGGGAUAUCGCUGCUCGCACUCCGCCGGGGAAACGUGUUUCUUUGGCAUUUUUCAGACGGAAAUCUGAGGGAGAAUUUUUGAUGGUGAGAGGGGGAUCGUUGCAGAGUUAAAUGGGGAAGGCAUUUUUCCAGCUCUCCACGAAGCGAUUGGUGAUAAUGGUCUUGCUGUGUUGCCAUUUUACUUCGGUGGAUCCAGUUUCCUCUCCAUCUCAGCACAGCCGGAGCUGAGAGAGCGGGAUCUGGUAGGCCCUCUGGCUCCCACCUCUCAGAGGAUCAUCUUCAAGGGAUCUUCUUUGGAGUUGUACUGUGCAUGGCAAGGAUCUAUUUUCUUGCUGCCUCACUGAAAUUGCAUGGCCUAAACGAAUGAAUAUUUUUAUGAGGCGCCUUGCACCAGAGAUGGGCCAGGACCAAACCAAGCAGCAGAUAGAGAAGGGCCUGAGGUUGUAUCAGUCCAAUCAGACAGACAAAGCCCUGCAUGUCUGGACAAAAGUGCUGGAGAAGACCUCAGAUCCUGGGGGGAAGUUUCGAGUGUUGGGGUGCCUGAUCACAGCUCACUCGGAAAUGGGAAAAUAUAAAGAUAUGCUCAAGUAUGCUCUAGAUCAAAUCGACACAGCCAGAGAAAUGGAGGACCCAGACUACCUGACGGAGGGCUACCUGAAUUUGGCGCGCAGCAACGAGAAGCUGUGCGACUUCCAGAAAACGGUGUCCUACUGUAAGACCUGCUUAAACAUGCAGGGUACCACCGUCAGCCUGCAGCUCAAUGGCCAGGUAUGUCUUAGCAUGGGCAACGCCUUCCUGGGCCUCAGCGUCUUCCAGAAAGCUCUGGAGAGCUACGAGAAGGCCCUGCGCUAUGCACACAACAAUGACGACAAGAUGCUGGAGUGCAGAGUCUGCUGCAGUCUGGGAAACAUCUACAUCCAUCUUAAGGACUAUGAGAAAGCCCUAUUCUUCCCUUGCAAAGCAGCUGAGCUCGUCAAUGACUAUGGCAAGGGUUGGAGCCUCAAGUAUCGAGCCAUGAGCCAGUACCACAUGUCUGCCGCCUACAGGAAACUGGAGCGCCUGCCAGACGCCAUGGAAUGCUGUGAGGAAUCUAUGAAGAUUGCACUGCAGCAUGGUGACCGUCCUCUGCAGGCUCUGUGCCUACUAAACUUUGCCGACAUACACCGCUGCAGGCGUGACGUUGAUAAAGCAUUCCCUCGCUACGAGUCUGCCCUGGCUAUCAUGACUGAGAUUGGAAACCGUCUUGGACAAACACAAGUCUACCUGGGAGUUGCAAAGUGUUGGCUUGUGCAGAAAGAAUUUGACAAGGCUCUUGAUUCUUUGCAGCGAGCACAGGAACUGGCAGAUGGGAUGGGAAACAAGCUGUGUACACUGAAGGUGCACUGCCUGAGCGAAGGGAUUUAUCGAAGCCGGGGGCAGCAGGAGGAGCUCAGAGAGCAGGUGGUGAAGUUCCUGCAGUGUGUCGAGGAGCUGGAGCUCUACUGCGGCAUGUGUGGAGAGUCCAUCGGGGACAGGGACCAAAAACUGCAGGCCUUACCCUGUUCCCACAUUUUCCAUCUCAAGUGUCUGCAGACAAACGGGACAAAGGGUUGUCCCAAAUGUUUCAAGUCCUCCAUGAAGCCUGGAUUCGUGUGAUUGUGAGACUGUGUUUGUGUGUUGGAUCGGCAGACACGGCGUGAAGCCUCGCAGGCUCCUGACUGAUCUGCGAGAAGCAGGCAGCCUCCGGGAAGAUGUGCUGAAGAUGUUUGAGGAGUAAUAAUUCACUGCUCUGUGCAGAGGAUGCUGAACUGAACCCAGAGUGUGUCGCAGAGUGUGGCUCUGAGAACACAAUCAGGGCAUCCACCUUAUUGACAGACAUCAGUCUGUGAGUUACAGCUGACUGAGGAGGUACAAGUGUUACAUUUCAAUAUAAGCUGAAGAAGAAAGAAUUGUCUCUGACGACUGGCCAUUUGUUGCAGAAUUUCAAUCUUGAGGGGUAUGGAUUGUCCAAAGAGCAUCUAUAACUUGUAUUUGCUAUUUUAUGCAGUAGAUCGUUUAUUAAAAUCAUCAGUCAUAUCUGUAAUCUUAGUCACAGAGUUUGUUAUAGUACCUUUAACACAACAUCCACUUGAUCUUUACUCACAAACAGUUUCUGAUUUUUUUAUUUUUUUUAAUCAGAGCACAGAGCCAUUUUUGAAUUUACCCGAUUUCAUACAUGGAAUAUUUAUUUUUGCGUUCAUGUACAUAUUAUUCUCAUGUUAAUUCGUUUUGAAAGUUUGAUUUCUUUGAGGUGUUUUGUAAAACCUAAAAACAAACAAACAAACUAAAAUCUCUUAACCAUUCAAAAACUAGUAUGUCUUUACAAAACACAGUACAAAGUACAUGCAGCUGUUUUUUUUUCUUCUUUUCCUCCUUGUUCGAUGAGAUAAAGGAGCAGGAUCAACACACGUGUUCAUAGAAAUUCCUUUUCUGUCCAUUUUUUGGGGGGAUUGUUUUACUCUUAUGACAUCAAGAUAAUGUUGUUGAGAAGCAUUGGGAAAGGAUCUUCUUUGACCAAUCACACACUCGUUAAACAAUUAUUUAGAAGAGAUGCAGUAUGUUUUUAAUGUAGCGUUUUCAUAUCUGUAGUCAUGUAAAUAAUAAUUAGUGCAGCAUCUCGAUAGUCAGAUUGAGAUGAUAUACUUGCUGAGGCAUUGUAAUUUUUUCGGGACAAUGGCAAAAAAAACGAAUUUAUUGUUGCAUGUUUUAUUCACAAUGCCAAGCGACAAAGUUCGAUUACAAACUAUGUAUCCACAAAACUGUGUAUUAGCUUAUUUCAUCAUUGUUUAUUGUAGUAUUUCAUAUUCCUUAUAUAUUUGUUCAAUUUAUUUUAGAUAUAUUACGAUUUGCGGGGGGAGGGGGAGCCACAUCAAUCAAAAUCAUCAAGGCUUAAUGAGGUUUUUAAUAUGCAGCAGGUUUUCCUCAAAAGCUCCUAUUAAAAUUAUUUUACAUUAAAUAUUCAUACAUGAAAGUACAA
Larimichthys crocea (large yellow croaker) is the source of this 3645-nucleotide messenger RNA. RefSeq names its product receptor-associated protein of the synapse, 43kD (gene rapsn). Gene Ontology annotation, molecular function: acetylcholine receptor binding; protein-membrane adaptor activity. The record is from RefSeq and is a predicted model, not a curated record. NCBI's taxonomy places the organism in Eukaryota, Metazoa, Chordata, Actinopteri, Sciaenidae. The transcript is spliced from 8 exons. The coding region runs from base 1014 to 2285 and encodes 423 amino acids. Gene Ontology annotation, biological process: synaptic transmission, cholinergic; positive regulation of neuromuscular synaptic transmission. Gene Ontology annotation, cellular component: neuromuscular junction; plasma membrane.